GAUCAACAACUGGUUAAUGUUGCAUUGAAACAAAUCACUUUUUCAGUGACAAUACAAUGGUUAAAUUUGUAGGACAACUUUUUGGACUGUUGCUGUGCUUGCAUUGUGUGACAGAGCUCCACGGACUCUUCAUGAAGUUCACCAAUGUGACCUGCGAGAGCAAGGACCUCAACAUGGGUACUGUGGAGUACUGUAAGUUGAAAACACUUGGCAAAAAUAAAAACAGUGUUCGACUACGCUACAGUAUGCUCAAGCCAGUAUUUGGCAAUAUAGGGUUUCAUUUUCAGCUAAUGACGAAGGGCAGUGAAAACCCCGACGGGACUUCAAACUGGCAGCCCUUUCUCUAUGCAAUGAACCUUGAUUUGUGUCGAUUUUGGAAGAACCGUCAAAAUUACUUGGCCAGGAUGGUGUUUGUAUUUAUAGAAGGUCAUUCGAAUCUGAACCACAGCUGCCCCUAUUCGAAAGAAAAAUUCAUUGCUAUAGAUGGCAUUACCAAUACUGACGUUUCUAACCAGAUACGUGGCGUGCCCCUGGCCAAGGGAUUCUACGCAUUGUUCACUAAGUGGUCAACAGAAAACAUUACGCGAGUUCUGACCAACUUUUACUUUGAAGUUUUGAGUGUUUGAAAAAUAAGUAAUUGGAUAUUUUACCCAAUAUGUAUUUUGGAUUAAACCAAAUGAAGAAACUCUCUGUAUUCCGCAAUUCUGAAAACAACUUUAGAUCCGAAAAUAAAUACCAACGAGCUAAUAUUUUCUCCAUACUAAUUA
Drosophila subpulchrella is the source of this 767-nucleotide messenger RNA. RefSeq lists its product as uncharacterized. The transcript is spliced from 4 exons. The coding region runs from base 57 to 626 and encodes 189 amino acids. Lineage: Eukaryota; Metazoa; Arthropoda; Insecta; Diptera; Drosophilidae. The record is from RefSeq and is a predicted model, not a curated record.